GAAAAUGUCUGAUAUAAAAUGCAAGAAAUGUUCUGUUUCGCAAACUCUUCACAAUUCUGUUUUAACAAGGUACUGGAAAAGAGAAGACUAUGAACUGGAAAAUGUGUCUGAGGCGUUGGCCCUGCUUUGCGUAGGUCAUCAGUAUUCAUUAGAGAAGAUGUGCGAGGAUGUAAACAUGAUUCUCCGCAAUCAGAUCAAUCUAGAAUCAAGAACUCUAUGUGUCCAACCGAAAAGGCGCGUACUGCUUAGCUCUAAAAACAUCCAUGAAGGAAAAGUGCACAGUGGGCAAAGCGAUAGUGAUGAAACAGAACACAGUGGACCAGAUUCUCAAAAUAUCCCAUUGCUCAGUAUAAACUCUGUGAGUGAACAAAGUGAACCAAACUCCCACAGUGAUACUUCCAGCAAUGUUGAAACUAUUCUUCGUAUUUUAAAACAUAUUCAUAAGUUUUGUCCACAACAUAAACCAAAAAAGGUACCAGGAGAACAAGUUAUCAAGAAAGGACAGAAACAUCUUCGUUCAAAGCGAACCACGCCUACUUAUGAUCCUGAUUCAUUUACUCAGAUACAUCAUCAAUCUUCUCAUACUCAUCAUUUAUCAUCAAAAUAUAUAAAUAAAACGCCUAAUCAUAGUAGUUUAGUAACCUAUUCGCCCAACCACAUAACAUCUUCCCAUUGUCAUCUAAAAACCUCUCCCCACCAGAUCAAGUAUUCGCCAAACCAUCUUAAUUCCUUUCCUCCUAAUCUCAGUUCCUCGGCUUUUAGACAAAACUCUCUAUCCCGACAACUCAAUACUUCGCAAUUUCAUGUCGACUUCGCGCCUCUUGAUGACAAAGUUUCUCCCAUUCGACCAAAUAUAACCUACAACAAAGCAUUUCAGUUUAGUGAAAAUAUUGUGGACAUUGAUGAUAAUAGAAUAAACAACAGUUUUCAGAAGAGACCCAAAAGAGGUCAAAUUAUAAACACAGAUGUUGGGAUUAAUGAUUUGGAAAAACAAGACCUGGAGACUAAAAUAUUUAACCCUGAGUUAAAAAUACUAGAUAUCAAAUCAGAAACAUCCUUUAGUUCUCCGACCAGGAAGUACUCACACACAAAGGCCAUGUUAUUGAAGAGCUCUGAGAAAAAUAGAAACCGUGUCAACUUAUUACUCAAGAAAAAACUGACAAAAUCUCAGACAUUAAACAGACUUGGGACAGAGUGCUGUGAAAACCUUAGAAACUUCUGCUUGGACUUUAUAGAUAAAAACUUCAGAUCUGUGAGUAAAACUCAGCUGUUUACAACUCUAGACAAAGAAAUAAUAAAAACAAUUCUUGGAAGGAAUACACUUCAGGUGCGGAGUGAGAUUGAGGUGUUCAAGGGUCUGACCUACUGGAGUCAAAAUAAAGAAGAAACAGUCUUGGAUCAGGAUCUGAUGUAUCUUGUGAGAUAUCUAACCCUGACACCAGCAGAGUUUAAACAAACUAUCCUGGGAACCAGACUCCUCAGUACAAAGGACCAGGAAGCAAUUUUAUAUUGCCUUGAAUACCCUGACUCUGUUCUACCUGAAAACCUACAGCUGCGAAAAACAUGACUAGUGAAGCGCCGGGAGGGACAGGAACCGGUUUUAGCUGGUUCAAAGCAGCCACGUGGAGAGAAGUUGGAUUGGAUGGAGGAACUUGUCACAUGUCUUCUCUGUAUAUUUAUCUGAACUAAAUCAGUUUCAACAAAGUAUGCCGAGUUAAUGUUUACCUGCAAUCAGUUUUACGAAAAAAUGUAAACUGGGUUUUUAUUCCACAAAAGAGAGAGCUAGGUUAAGAAAAAGGGUUAUUAUUCAAUCUGAUUUCAUAUUAAUUUUUUUUUAAAUCUACUUUCUUAAACCCUUUAUAUUUUGUUUGAUUUUGAUCGUUUAUUAUAUGAAUAUGAUAAAGCAGAAUUCAUAGUACUACAUAAGGUUGCAAAAAAAACAAUUAUAGUUUGUAGAAAUUGUUACUUACUUUUCCAUUUGACUCUUUAAAGAGUUUAUAUUGACAAAAAUCUUACAUAUUUUGUAAUUUAUAAUUCUUCUUCUCAUGAUUAGAAACUUAAACAAUUUGUAUGCUUAAAAAGUUUUUAUUAAUUAUCAUAUAUAUAGAAGGAUCAUAUCAGAUAGUUUCUCUUCUAAUUGUACCAUUAUAGCUUAGACAUAUCUCCGUCAAAAAACUUAUUCAGAAA
Eurytemora carolleeae is the source of this 2187-nucleotide messenger RNA. RefSeq lists its product as uncharacterized. NCBI's taxonomy places the organism in Eukaryota, Metazoa, Arthropoda, Copepoda, Calanoida, Temoridae. The record is from RefSeq and is a predicted model, not a curated record. The coding region runs from base 5 to 1567 and encodes 520 amino acids. The transcript has 10 exons.